This is a messenger RNA of Tetrahymena thermophila SB210, 1359 nucleotides long. RefSeq names its product flavin containing family amine oxidase. The record is from RefSeq and is a predicted model, not a curated record. Lineage: Eukaryota; Ciliophora; Oligohymenophorea; Hymenostomatida; Tetrahymenidae. The transcript has a single exon. Gene Ontology annotation, molecular function: oxidoreductase activity.
AUGAAUAAAAUUAUUAAAGAUGUUAUUGUAAUAGGAGCAGGUAUAUCUGGUUUAUCUGCUGCUCAUGCUCUUGUAUAAAAAGGACUUAAUGUUGCCAUACUAGAAGCUAAGAGUACUUUCGGAGGAAGAAUUUCUAAGAACUCUUAAUUUGCUGAUUUUCCAAUUGAAACUGGAGCUGAGGAAAUUCAUCUUAAAGAAAGUGCCUAUUUUUAGCUUGCUGAAAGCGUUGGAGCUAUAAUUCAAAGCGAUGAUUAAGUGAAUAACUAUAUUGAAAGUCCUGAUGAAGAAGUAUUAUUAGAAAGAGAUCAUUUCUUUGAGAAUUCUGGUAGGGAAGAAUUCUAUCAAAUGGUUAUGAAGAAUCGUAAGCAACUGAAUGAAAAUAUGUCUGUACUAGAAUAUUUAGAACAACAAAAAGUAGAAUAAAAAUAUUUCAAAUUUUAUGAAAAUUUUUGGGGUGCUGAAAAUGGAACUUCUAUAAAAAAUAUAUCUAUUAAAGGAUUAGCAGACUAUGAGAGUGGGUGGAAGAGUGACCAUGAUGUAAAUUAUCUCAUUACAAAUAUGUCUCACUUUGAUGUAAUUGAAAAGGCUUAUGCCUCUAUUUUACACUUGAUACAAUACAAUACUCCAGUAAAGAGUAUACAUUAUGGCUCUGAUAUUUAAAGUUUGGAUAAAUAAAAUAAUUCAGAAAAUUAUUCUGUUUAAAUUACUGAUAAAAAUGGUAGAAUAUUUUAUUCUAAAUACGCUUUGAUUACAGUUCCAGUAACAUAAUUAAAAUAAGGUAAAAUAGAAUUUUAUCCUCCUCUACCAGAAAAAAAAUAGCAUGCAAUAUAAAGUUUGUAAUUAGGGAAGGGAGGAAAACUCCACUUAAGCUUCAAAGAAAAAUUUUGGCCAAAUAAAUUUGGUUCUAUGAUAUUGUAAUCCUCAAUCGGUAUGGUAUGGAGUUGCUCAGAUUUAAGAAGUGAGUAAUCUCAUGUCUUAUGUUGUUUAAUUACUGAGCCCGUUGCUUUAGAUAUGAAUGAUCCCAUAAAAUAAAAAUAACUAAUAGCUGAACUGCUCUAAAAGCUAUCAAGAAUCUUUAAAAGAGAUGAUAUAGAAAGCUUGCUUAACAAUACUCACUGGAUUGAAUACUCAUAAAUAGAGUAUAUUGAAGGUAAUUAUACUUAUCCUUCUUUAAAUAUGGGUAACUCAAAAGAAAUACUAUCUCAAAGUGUUGAUAAUAAAUUAUUCUUUGCAGGAGAAUCAACAAAUCCAAGAUACUCAUCUACCAUACAUGGAGCUCUUGAAACAGGAUUAAGAGAGGCAGCUAAAAUCAUUGAUAUUUAAGAAGAACAAAUUGAUUAACUAUAAAUUUAAAAUUGA